AACAGAAAUCCUCAGACCUCGGUCUCGAAGGUUCCAUCUCGCGUCGCCGGUUUCCUCGCCUCCCGCGGUGGUCGAGCGCGAGCGCGAGCGCGAGCGCGAGCGCGCGGCAGGGUUUUCGAGAAUGGCCACUUCCGGCGAUCAAUCGGCUGGCGGCGGGUCCGCGGCGAGGGCGUCGAGGCUGCGCUACCCGCUGCGGUCGGCGAGCAGGGGGAAGGCGGCGGCGGAUGCGCCUCCCACCAUCUCCGCGCCGAGAAGGGCAAAACCACCUUCAGAUGUCAGCAAGAGCAUGUGUCUUGACCUUUCUGUGAAGGAUAAAUCAGCCAAACCUCCACGGAGGCACUCAAUACAAACUAAGCCAGGAGCUAGCCCAAGGCCAACUCCUUCUGCAACUGUUACUCCAGUAUCCGGGAUUCGGUCAAGGAGAUCAAACAGCCAGGGGAGGUUUGAUACUCCUACAUCAGAAGUGUCCAUGUCCACCGCAAGGCGCAAGUUCAGCACGCUGUCCUCGAUCUCGUACUGGAUGACACAAAUCAGGCUGGCAGAGGCUGCUUCCAAGCACUCAGUUGCCCUGGGCUUCUUUAAGCUUGCUCUAGAAUCAGAAUGUGAGCCACUGGACCGGAUGAGGGAAGAGCUCAAGUCAUAUGUUGCCCGGCAUGGCCUAGUGGCAGAAUUGGAAGAACCAGUAAAGGACAUUCUUCAGGUUUAUGAUAUCGUGGAGGAUUUUGAGAAGCUCAAGAUCUCUCCAGAGCCCUCACAGCAACAAAUAAAGUCUGACAAGGCUGCUCGUACUGCCACCAAUGUGUCACCCAAUGGUAACCUGAAGCCAAGGUCACUGAACUCUGAGGCAACUGAAACUAAGGUAGCAGGGAAGAAAGAGAACAUUCAGAAGGCGAAACCUGAUGCAAGGGUCAGAGGCUCCUAUAACAAGAAUCCUGCCAAAAACACCGCUGCAAAGGAGGUGGUUCGCAAGAAUGCCAGUAAGAAAACCAAGAAACAGGCCAAGGGUCAACAAGAAGUUAGCAAUGGAGAUAGUGAGGCUUCGGCCGCCCGUCCAGAUCAAGAACCUGCUGAUGUGGUGAUGGAGAUUGCACAUGAGGAUAAAGAGAACAUGGGGGAUACUGAGAUGCCUAUGGAUGAUGGAAUUCCCCAAGAAGCCUAGAAGAGCCCGACCGACUUCAGAUUCAAUCCUUUUUUAUCACUGAAGAUGAAGUACUAGUGUGUGGUUGCUUGCUUUAGUUCCCAGUGUUAAUAUGCUACCGGAGGUUGUCUCUGUGAUUGCCGAACCUUGUCUUGGAGGGGUGGGAGUCUGUGCUUUGAUGGGUGGUUGAUUGCUUGCUUGCUUGUAUUCCUAAAUUAAGUUUGCCGCUUUGCAUGUACUGGCUGUGCAUCUGAAUAUGGUCGAGUCUAUUUAUUCGUGAGAUGGAACUUCUGACA
Panicum virgatum (switchgrass) is the source of this 1434-nucleotide messenger RNA. RefSeq lists its product as uncharacterized. The record is from RefSeq and is a predicted model, not a curated record. NCBI's taxonomy places the organism in Eukaryota, Viridiplantae, Streptophyta, Magnoliopsida, Poales, Poaceae. Bases 122 to 1159 code for a protein of 345 amino acids. The transcript has 7 exons.